Molecule: messenger RNA, 2283 nt
Organism: Hyposmocoma kahamanoa
Lineage: Eukaryota; Metazoa; Arthropoda; Insecta; Lepidoptera; Cosmopterigidae
Gene: LPCAT
Product: lysophosphatidylcholine acyltransferase
Exons: 11
Coding region: 153-1637 (494 amino acids)
Molecular function (GO): calcium ion binding
Source: RefSeq, a predicted model, not a curated record
GAUAAAAACACGUCGCAAAUUAAAUAAAAGACGAGUGAUCUAAACAAUAAACACACUCAUUAAGAGUGAUGAAAAAUGAAUAUAAAGAGUGUAAUUUAAUAAUAAUAAAUUGUAUGUAAACUUGCGGAAAUUGUGUCGAGCGACUGGUGAAAAUGAAUGGUAAAAUGCACAGUGCUACCGGCGCUUUCUCAAAUGACGGCAUGCGCGCCGAAAUAUUGAACCCUUUUGUCCACAAAUUGGAAUUAGAUAACACAUACGACAAAAUAAAGACGGCGAUAUUCACUGUGAUCUUACUUCCAUUCCGAGUGAUCGUGAUCUGCUACUUGAUUGUCACGGCAUGGUUCCUCGCGUGCAUCGGGCUCUAUGGCCUCAGCGAAGAGGACCUCAGGCGGAAACCCAUGACUGGGUGGCGAAGGGCUCUAAGACCAGUGAUAUGUUUUAUUGGCAAGCUAUCUUACCUAGCCGGUGGGAUGGCGAUUACCGUAAGAGGUCGGCAAGUCAGCCGGGAGGAGGCGCCAAUCCUGGUUGUUGCACCACAUUCGUCAUUCCUCGAUAGCUGCAUUGUGUACGCUACAAAGAUGUCCUCAGUGAUCGUGAGGAAGGAAAGCAUGGACAAUUAUGUUGGAAAGCUAAUAAACUAUACGCAGCCCGUGUACGUGUGGCGCGAUGACCCUAAUUCUCGACAGAACACAAUCAAGGAGAUCAUCGAGCGGGCGACGUCCAAAGAAGACUGGCCACAGGUUCUAAUAUUCCCGGAAGGCACGUGCACCAACCGCUCGUGCUUGAUCACGUUCAAGCCCGGCGGGUUCUACCCUGGAGUGCCAGUGCAGCCGGUGACUAUCCGCUACCCAAACGCACGGGAUACCGUCACUUGGACUUGGGAAGGUCCGGGAGCGUUGAAGCUGCUGUGGCUGACGCUGACACAAGUACACAGCUCGUGCGAGAUUGAGUUCCUGCCCGUAUACUACCCGAGCGAAGAGGAGAAGCGGGACCCCAAGCUGUACGCCAGGAACGUCAGAGAUGUGAUGGCCAAGGCUUUGGGAGUACCGGUUUUGGACUACACGUACGAUGACUGCCGGCUGAUCGCGCGAGCCAAGCAACUCGGCAUUCCCGGGGCCACAUCAGCCAGAGAAGUCAGCGAGCUAAGAAGCCAGUUGGGGCUAGAACGUUCUCAGCUGGAGCUGCACCUCGCAGCAUCAGGCAUGGCGGGGCGAGCGCGUUGGCUCUCUGCAGACGAGUUCGCGGUGCGCCUCGGCGUGCCCGCCAACGACCUCUCCUUCCGGCUCUACAACAUCUUUGUUCAGAGAUCGAGCGGCCUGGUGUACUUUCCGGACUAUCUACUCUGUGCCGCGUUUCUGUCUCUGCAACACGCGCCUCUGUCACAUCUUCUCUCGUAUGCCUUCAAGUUAUACGACAGCCAAGGGUUUGGGAGACUGAACCCGAGCAAUUUCGAGGAGGUUGCGACACGGUGUCUGGGGCUGUGUCAGGAAGACGCACAAAACACAUUCCGGCAAGCCGAUCUCGACGAGAAGGGGUAUAUUACUUACGACGAGUUCAUAUCGUACGCGCAAAAGAAAACGGAAUUCGCGCACAUAUUCGCGAGUGACACGUCGCAUCACAAACCCAAGACACAGUGAGAUUUGCCCCUUCCUGUACCCACUGUCUGCGGUCAGGUACCCUGAGAAUUCAAACUGCCAGACUGUUGGUACUUUGACCAAACCAUCACGGAUUGACAGAAACUUGUUAAUACAUUGACAUUGUCAUUGUAAAUGUCUCGUAUUGACAGUAACUUAUUUAUACACUGUCAGAACCAUUAUUAAGUCACAUAUUUCAUUUCAAUUUAAAACUAUUUGUGUGUAAAGGUGGUUUGCCAAAGUCCGUGAUUUUACCGAUCACCACGCACGAGCUCGCACAUGCGCACAAUGGGAAGGAACUCGUCCGUGGUAACGCAGACGCGUCCGUACCGGUGCGUGUUUGGAUGUCAGUGGUCGUGUGUUGUACAAUCACGGAUAGUGGGAGGCCGCCAUAACAAUGUUAUUAUAAUCUUGUUCUGUUUUAAAAGGAAAAUACUCGUCAAAUUAAUAUCAUAUUAAUAUUUGAGGAAGUAACACGUGUCCUUCUAAAUAUGGAUUAUAUAUUAUAUGGAAGAAUGAUAACGAAAAAGAACUGACUAAAGGAAAUUACUUAUGAAUGACUUAUGAUAGGUACUGUGCUGGUAAAAAAAAUUACGGUAAUAUAUUGCAAAAUCUAAUUAUUUUCACAAGUUUAAAUAAUGGUUUAACC